Ricinus communis (castor bean) is the source of this 2565-nucleotide messenger RNA. RefSeq names its product cation/H(+) antiporter 15. Gene Ontology annotation, biological process: regulation of pH; proton transmembrane transport. Gene Ontology annotation, molecular function: antiporter activity. Lineage: Eukaryota; Viridiplantae; Streptophyta; Magnoliopsida; Malpighiales; Euphorbiaceae. The record is from RefSeq and is a predicted model, not a curated record. Bases 1 to 2385 code for a protein of 794 amino acids. Gene Ontology annotation, cellular component: membrane; endomembrane system. The transcript is spliced from 3 exons.
AUGGUGGCCAAUGUUACUUUAACAAUCGACCAAAUGGUCUGCAGAAAAAUGGGGUAUAUAACAUCCUAUAGUAUCUGGCAAAAUAAAUAUGCCUUAGCCCCUACAGUUAUCCUCACAUCACAGCUUGUGGUUAUUUCUCUAGCUUCAAGAUUCGUCGAUCUUUGGCUACGGCAACUAGGACAAACCAGCGUAGUUUCCCAAAUCAUUGCGGGUAUUUUACUUGGGCCAUCAGUUCUAGGGCAAAACAAGGAAGCAGCACAUACCCUGUUUCCUCGAGAAGGGUAUAUGACAUUGGCGACAUUGGCAUCAUUUGGAAAUAUGUUCUACCAUUUCUUGAUUGCAGUAAGGCAAGAUCCUGCAAUGAUACUGCGGCCAGGACGAGUGGCAAUGUUUAUAGCUACUAUAGCCUUCUCUAUAACAAUGUUUUUUAGCAUCAUAUUGGCCAUGGUGUUGAGGAAGUAUGUAGAAAUGGAUGAGACCCUGCAUAAUGGUCUUGUAUUAAUAGCUAUGGCUCAAGCUUUUACAGGUAUCUCAGUUGUUUCUUAUCUGAUAACUGAGCUGAAGCUCCAGAACACAGAUGUCGGUCGCCUAUCCCUCGCUAUAGCAGUAUUUACCGACGUAUUAAAUGUACUCAUGGUAACAAUGUCAUUUGUGGCUGGAAGAAAGAUCACUAGUCACCAAAUGAUAUUUUUGGGGGCAAUUUUAACAACUGUUGGAGUAGCUUCUUUUAUUUUGUUUGUCAUCAGGCCAGUGAUAUUGACGAUGAUAAGCUACAUACCAGUAGGGAAACCUGUCGAUCAGAAGUAUGUAUUUUUUGUCAUCAUUACAGCCCUUAUACUUGGAUUUGUAAGUGAGGUUAUAGGACAGCAUUACCUCUUCGGACCGGCAAUUUUUGGCAUGAUUGUGCCGGAAGGACCUCCUUUAGGUGCAGCUUUGGUCACAAGACUAGACACUUUUGUCGCAGGAUUUCUUUACCCAACAUACCUUGCCAUUAGUGGUCUUCAAACCAAUUUCUUAACAAUUAAUAUGAAGGAGAUAUGGAUUAUAGGGUCUGUCAUUGUCUUUGGAAUACUGAUAAAGACAGUAGCAGUAAUGAGUGCAGCAAUGUAUAUGAAAAUACCUACAAAAGAAGCUUUCGUGCUUUCGAUGAUUUUGAACUCGAAGGGCAUCCUCGAUCUCUGUAUUUAUAACUUCUGGAAGGAGAACAAGAUUUUACAACAAGAAGAGUUCAGUUUGUGUAUAAUGUCAGUAGUACUAACAACAGCAAUUAUAACUCCGUUAGUAAGAUACCUCUAUGAUCCUACAAAGCAAUCCCAACCAUUUAGGAGAAGUACCAUCCAACAUUCUAAGCAAGAUUCGGAGCUUCGGAUGCUAGUUUGCGUACACAAUUCUGAGAAUGUUCCUACGCUUGUCAACCUUCUAGAAAUAUCCAAUGCCACUGAGGAGAGUCCUAUUGCCGUCAUUGCCUUGGUCCUCAUCGACCUCGUAGGCCGGAGUAUUCCGAUCUUGAUAUCAAAUGACAACCAGGCGCAUAAUAAGGAAACAUCUGCUGCAAGUAGAAUUCUCAACGCCUUGAGAGUGUAUGGGCAACACAAUGAGGGUCGCACCACCAUCCAAUCAUUCACCUCAAUCUCUUCAUUCGAUAUGAUGCACCUCGACAUUUUCAGAUUGGCAGUCGACAGGAGAGCUAGUAUCUUGAUUAUGCCGUUUCAUAAGAAAUGGGCUAUUGAUGGAAAUGUCGAGUCGACAAAUACUUGUAUCCGACGAUUGAACUCCAACGUCCUUGAAAGGGCUCCAUCCUCUGUUGGAAUACUAGUGGACCGUGGAAUCCUAAAAGGGCCAUUGAAUAUCGUCUCUAGUAAGAUGAAAUUCAAGGUUGCUGUCAUCUUCCUUGGUGGACCAGAUGAUGCAGAAUCACUAGCUUAUGGAGCUAGAAUGGCGAGGCAUGACUCUGUGAUAUUGACAGUUAUCCGAUUCCUUCUUUUCGGGAACGAAAAUAGCAUAGAAAGGAAGCGAGACAGUGAGCUAAUCUUUCAGUAUAAGCAAGCUAACGUAGGAAAUGACCGAUUUUUGUAUGUUGAAGAAGUUGUGAGAGAUGGGCUGGGGCUAUCUCAAUGUAUAGGAAAGCUUGUAAACUACUUUGAUUUAAUUUUGGUAGGGAGAUAUCAUCAGGAUUCUCCUCUUUUUACUGGUCUUGAAGAUUGGAGCGAGUGCCCUGAGCUAGGCAUCAUCGGUGACAUGCUUGCCUCUCCCGAUCUGAAGACAACUGCAUCAGUGUUAGUGGUGCAACAACAAAGAAUAAGAGCGAGCAAAAGGGAAUCACGAGCUCAUGUUGUUCCGGAAGAUAAUUCAUGGAGUAUCUCCAUGGAUCGUAACGAGGGAUAGAGUUUCUCCUCUGUGCUAGUGAUUCAUACUUCAGAGACCCCUAUUCCAUAGUGCAGGCAAUCUUUAAAACACCCAAAAAAGAAAAGGAAAAAGAAAUAGCGCAGAUGUUUUAAAUUUAUGUUUCCUGUUAUUCCUGGAAAUUGUCCAUAUAUCCUUUUGAAAUAGUACAGAUGUUAAGAA